AUGUGUAACAUUGGCCGUCGCCAAGGCUGGGGCGUGAUUUGCGGCGACGGAUUUGGAGUGCUCGAAGCGUUGGUCGUGUGCCGUUCCAUCGGACUCGGGUACGCUGCAGCCGCCUUCCAGACGGACCUGUUCGGAGGGUUGGACCUUCCGGUCGUGCUGUCGGCAGUCGAAUGUGCCGGGAACGAGUCGUCGCUUGCCGGCUGUUAUCACCAGCACAAGGCCACGUGCUCCACCAGGAAGGAGACGGUGGCAGUGGUGGUGUGCACACGGGAGUUGGCAGACUUGGAGGUGAACGCCGACGAACUGAUGAGAUCUGCUUACCUGGAGGACAGGCAGAUGUACUUCUUGCAGUGCGCCAUGGAGGAGAACUGUCUGGCGUCGUCUGCGUACCAGCUCCGUCGAGACGAGACCGAUUGGCACCUGAUCACACGACGGCUGCUGCGGUUCACCGCUAAAAUCACGAACGUCGGCACCGCCUCUUUCCGGCCCGCCGUGCCCAAACAUCUGUGGCAGUUUCAUCAGUGUCACAUGCACUACCACAGCAUGGAAGUGUUCGCCACGUUCGACGUGCUGGACGGCGGCGGCAUGAAAGUGGCCGAGGGGCACAAGGCGUCGUUUUGUCUGGAAGACAAUCAGUGCACGGACGGAGCCAAGCCGGGAUUCGCGUGCGCCGACUACGGUGACCAGGGCAUAUCGGUCAACUGUUCGGACAUUUACCGGCACAACAUCGACUGUCAGUGGGUCGACGUGACCGACCUGAACCCGGGGCUGUACACGCUCAAGGUGUCCGUCAAUCCAGAGCACAAAAUCCCGGAGAUGACGUACGCCAACAAUGCGGCGGUGUGCUCGAUGUUCUACUCCGAGACUUUCGUGAAAAUCCACGACUGCGUCCUACGAAACCCUUGA
Messenger RNA from Macrosiphum euphorbiae (potato aphid), 906 nucleotides. Lineage: Eukaryota; Metazoa; Arthropoda; Insecta; Hemiptera; Aphididae. The record is from the annotation of a GenBank genome assembly.